Molecule: messenger RNA, 1533 nt
Organism: Exophiala xenobiotica
Lineage: Eukaryota; Fungi; Ascomycota; Eurotiomycetes; Chaetothyriales; Herpotrichiellaceae
Exons: 3
Coding region: 1-1533 (510 amino acids)
Source: RefSeq, a predicted model, not a curated record
AUGGGGUUUCGCUUCUCCUUAGCCCGAACAGGCUAUGGUAAGACGACUGUCGACUGGGAAAAUAUGUUUACCAGCGUUUCGGCCUUGUUUCUUGUGUUGAUGCUGUCCGGACUGGUAGCUGGGAAACUUUACAGUCACAACUCAAUCGGAGUAGCAUUUUGGAAGAAAGGUGCUUUCAAUGCGUCUGCCCAGCACCACCCUCAGCAUGCAAAAAGACCCAAGGGCGAGGCGGGAGGAUAUAAAGUCCAAUUUCCGCCUUCUCGCCGGCGAGCCAUUGCCGCCGGAAGCAUCGAGGGAACCCAUGAAGUUCGCGAUCUGUUGAAAGGCCCCAGUCCAACACAGAUCCAGCUGGAAACUUGUCAACUUCCGACGACAAGGGCUGCUGAUAUUGGCAAAGACGGUCAAUACACUCCCACCGGAUUCUCCACGGAGGAUAUCAAAGCACUCGGGACAUUCCCUGAUUACUCUGCCUUGAGUGGCGUGCCUCAUCCGAAACCCUGCUCCGGCUUUGAUAUUAAUACGGCGACCUUCCGGCCUUUUCGGCCCUUCAGAUUUGCUUAUCAUCAGACCAUGUCACUUAUGAAGUUCGAACCUGAUUUCUGGAUUGAACUGGAAAAGAACUAUUUCGAGCGGUUAGAACAACGCAAACAACUCUGGAAGCAGCACGGAACCGAUGUCUUGAACUACAAUCCAGGUUCAGAGCUUGCUUGCCGAGAACUGAUGGAGAUGGUGUUGCAGUACGUUUGCAUCCGCUAUUCCAGUCACUUCGCGCUGGAGGACUCAAACAGCAUCUUCGUCAAUCGGCUGUUGAAGACAAGAACUCCGGUAAACUCUCAACAUCCGCUACACAUCCUCUUUGACAACAUCCCGGAGGAUUUUGCCAUUAUGCUGCGCAGUGAAGAGGAUGGCAUGUACUACCUGAAAGCCGGAUUCAUAUGCUCUUCUAUUGGCUGGACUUUUGGAACUCACAACAAUCGACAAUUGCGGGCGAUUCACACUGAGGUCAAUGAUUACGAAGAAAAGAUGUCCAAGUCGAUGGAUCGGUUUUUCUCUAAGAUGCCUGUAGAUCAACCCAUUCAACGUGGCUCCUGGUUUGUAGAAGAUUGGCAACCGCUGUUCGUCACGCCUGAAGAGUUCGCUCGGAAUGCUGGCACGCGCCAUCAAGGCGAGAAUGUUGGCAUUGAUCAGUGUUAUUUGCGUUGCGACUGGCAAACCCUCCGUCGGUUGCCUCUGUCUGGCGCCGUUGUGUUCAAUUUCAAAGCCGUUUUUACGCCGAUGCAGGAGCUCCGAGACGAGCCCUACAUCCCGUCGCUGCUAUAUAAGCAGAUCACAGCAGGGAAACCUUUGCUCACCGAACCCAAAGUCCAUCCACACAUUCGACCUGUGGUCCUGGAGGCACUGCAGGCGUGGAGGAAGGAGCAGGUAGAAAAGGGCGUGAUCAGUGCAGACUGGGUGGAAGAAACUCUGGCCGAGUCACCAUUUUACCCGGGCUGGGAAGAACUUUGGCGUAAGAAGAUUGGUUUCGACAUCUGA